CGUGUCCCGGCGGAGGCGGGCGCCCGGUGCCGGGCGGAGCGCGGGCGGCCGGCGGGCUGCCUGAGUCGCUGCUGCCCGGCGCCCAGCGGGGACGCCAUGGGUUGGCUGCCGGCGCAGGGCCGUCUGGCGGCGGGUCUGCUGGUGAACCUGGCCGCCUCCAUCUGCAUCGUGUUCCUGAACAAGUGGCUGUACGUGCGGCUGGGCUUUCCCAACCUCAGCCUCACCCUGGUGCACUUCGCUAUCACCUGGCUCGGCCUUUACCUGUGCCAAGCGCUCGGCGCCUUCUCCCCUAAGAGCCUGCAGCCCUCGCAGGUGCUGCCUUUGGCCCUCAGCUUCUGCGGCUUCGUCGUCUUCACCAACCUCUCCCUGCAGAGCAACACUAUCGGUACCUACCAGCUGGCCAAGGCCAUGACCACGCCGGUCAUCGUGGUCAUACAGACCUUGGCUUACGGCAAGACCUUUCCUCUCCGUAUCAAGCUCACCUUGGUCCCCAUCACGCUGGGCGUCUUCCUCAACUCCUACUACGACGUGAAGUUCAACGUCCUCGGGAUGGCGUUCGCCACCAUGGGCGUCCUGGUGACCUCCCUCUACCAAGUGUGGGUAGGAGCUAAACAGCACGAGUUGCAGGUAAACUCUAUGCAGUUGCUGUACUAUCAGGCACCAAUGUCCUCAGCUAUGUUGUUGUUCAUCAUACCCUUCUUUGAGCCAGUCUUUGGCGAAGGGGGAAUAUUUGGGCCCUGGACGCUUUCUGCUGUGAUAAUGGUACUGCUGUCUGGAGUAAUAGCCUUUAUGGUAAACUUGUCUAUUUACUGGAUCAUUGGAAAUACGUCACCUGUCACGUAUAACAUGUUUGGACAUUUCAAGUUCUGCAUCACCCUCCUGGGAGGGUGCCUCUUAUUUAAGGAUCCACUGUCUGUUAAUCAAGGCCUUGGGAUUCUGUGCACGUUGUUGGGCAUUUUAGCUUACACCCACUUCAAGCUCAGCGAGCAGGAAAGCAGUAAGAGUAAAUUGGCUCAGCGUCCAUAAAGCAAGGGCUUCUGGAGCUUAAUAAUGUUGUGAAGGAGGACACGUAUUUAAGUAUGCAUUGAUUCCAGAGUGUGGAAAAGAUGCCUUGUUUGUGUGCAUCUGUGGUUUUAGUUUAACCACCAGGAUCGUUCCGUAACAAACCCAAAGUGAAUUCUGUAAAAUGCUGGGGUUUGCCACCUCGGUCCAUCCUGUCAUUUUCAUUCAAUUAAAAUGCUAAAAGAGAAAAAGGCACACUUCAAAUUGCUGUGGAAAUUGUACUGAGCUAAUUAUAUUUUUUGCAUACCAAAUGAGAUCAUGACGUCUACAGUUGUAAUACAGAGGGAGGAAAAAAAAGGAAUCCUGUCUUUGUGAUCGUGCCAGUAUUGCUGUUGUGAAGAGACU
This is a messenger RNA of Neopsephotus bourkii (Bourke's parrot), 1407 nucleotides long. RefSeq names its product solute carrier family 35 member E3 (gene SLC35E3). Gene Ontology annotation, cellular component: Golgi apparatus. Gene Ontology annotation, molecular function: nucleotide-sugar transmembrane transporter activity; antiporter activity. The coding region runs from base 97 to 1026 and encodes 309 amino acids. The record is from RefSeq and is a predicted model, not a curated record. NCBI's taxonomy places the organism in Eukaryota, Metazoa, Chordata, Aves, Psittaciformes, Psittacidae. The transcript is spliced from 5 exons.